Zygotorulaspora mrakii is the source of this 1122-nucleotide messenger RNA. RefSeq lists its product as uncharacterized. The coding region runs from base 1 to 1122 and encodes 373 amino acids. Gene Ontology annotation, molecular function: serine-type endopeptidase activity. Gene Ontology annotation, biological process: proteolysis. The transcript has a single exon. The record is from RefSeq and is a predicted model, not a curated record. NCBI's taxonomy places the organism in Eukaryota, Fungi, Ascomycota, Saccharomycetes, Saccharomycetales, Saccharomycetaceae.
AUGGUGCGCUUUGGAGAUAUCAUUAUCUUAUUAACGCUGGUCAGAUCCGUAUUUGGCACUAAAUUCGUCAUUCAACUUGCCAACGAGAUAUCGCUAGAGGCUGUGUUUCAACAUCACAGAUUUGAGGGUCCACUGGAGGUUUUCAAAAUAGGUACAGGAUUCAAGGCGUUUUCCGGUGAUUUUGACGAUGCCAUUCUGCAGAAGUUACUUAAUGAUCCCAAAGUGGAAAGCAUUUCGAUAGACCAAAGACUGCAAACCCAAGAGUACGUUUUCCAGCAGAACGCUCCUGCACAUUUGAAAAAGAUAGCGUCCAGCUCGCCAACACCUCGGCAACCGUAUUUGUACCAUUCCAAUGCAGGCAUUGGGGUCGAUAUAUACAUAUUUGAUACAGGGAUCGAUAGUAAAAACCCUAAUUUGCAGCAGAUAAAUGUGAUGAAAUUGAUCGAUUUGACGCAAGAUAUUGCACCGGCCGGUGUUGACGCGAAUGGCCACGGUACAGCAAUGGCGGGGGUUGUAGCGUCUGAAACUUUCGGGGUUCUGAAAAAAUGCAAUUUGAUCGAUAUGAGAAUUGUUGAAAAGGAUGGAACUUCUAAACUUUCAAGUCUUCUGAGGGCUCUGGAUAUUGCCGAAAAACAUGUCAAGACAACCGAAAGACCUUCUGUUUUCACGAUUCCAUUGAUUAUGCAGGAAAGAAAUGCAAUUCUCAACUCAGCAAUUGAAAAUUUAAACAAAGAGCUAGCUAUCGUGGUUCCAGCUGGUAAUCAGAAUUCUGAUGCAUGCAAUUUCAGUCCUGCAAGCUGUAGCAAAAAUGCUAACCUUCUAGUUUUGGGAUCUUUAAAUCAAGACGAUAAUCUGGCUGAAUUCACCAAUUUUGGAGGAUGUGUUGACCUAUUUACUUCGGGAACAGAUGUGAUCACUCUCUCUCCCACAGAUUUAUCCCAAAGUUCAUUGAUACGUGAAGUGAAUGGAACCUCCAUAAGCUGUGCUAUUGGCAGUGGCGUUGUAGGUUAUUAUAUGUCAUUAGGUUUUAGCAGUCUCCAAGCUAUUGAACAGACAAAAACCGCGGCGUAUAAUCCAACGAGCAUGGGAAUAGAAUAUAAAGUUUUGCAGUUAAAACCAUAG